Molecule: messenger RNA, 2632 nt
Organism: Grus americana (Whooping crane)
Lineage: Eukaryota; Metazoa; Chordata; Aves; Gruiformes; Gruidae
Gene: GJA10
Product: gap junction protein alpha 10
Exons: 3
Coding region: 119-1537 (472 amino acids)
Biological process (GO): cell communication
Cellular component (GO): connexin complex
Source: RefSeq, a predicted model, not a curated record
CUGGCACUGUCGAUGGAAGGUUUCUGAGCUAUAGCAAUCAGCAGCGCUGCGUGCUCCUUCUGCAAUGCUCUAGGAUAGACUAACCGAGGGCUUUCUUCUAAGAUAUGAACUUCUGAUCAUGGGGGACUGGAACCUGUUGGGCAGCAUCCUUGAAGAGGUGCACAUCCACUCCACCAUAGUUGGCAAAAUCUGGCUUACAAUCCUGUUCAUAUUUCGGAUGCUGGUGCUGGGAGUGGCUGCCGAAGAUGUCUGGGACGAUGAGCAGUCUGAGUUCAUCUGCAACACCGAGCAACCGGGCUGCAGCAAUAUCUGCUAUGACAAAGCCUUCCCCAUCUCUUUGAUCAGAUACUGGGUCCUGCAGAUCAUAUUUGUCUCUUCUCCAUCGCUAGUUUACAUGGGCCAUGCACUCUACAGACUAAGGGCUCUUGAGAAAGAGCGACAGAAGAGGAAAGCCCACCUGCGGGCUCAGCUAGAAGAUCUGGAACCCAUGCCCGAGGAACACAGGAGAGUGGAGAGGGAACUGCGUAAGCUGGAGGAACAGAAGAAAGUGAAUAAGGCACCCCUGAGAGGGUCCCUGCUGCGCACCUAUGUCCUACAUAUCCUGACCCGGUCGGUGGUCGAAGUGGGCUUUAUGAUAGGUCAGUAUCUUUUAUAUGGGUUUCACAUGUCCCCCCUUUACAAAUGCACUCGGCCCCCUUGCCCUAACACGGUGGAUUGUUUUGUGUCCCGACCCACAGAGAAGACCAUCUUUAUGGUUUUCAUGAACAGCAUCGCCGCGGUCUCCCUGUUCCUCAACAUCCUAGAAAUCGCCCACCUGGGCCUCAAGAAGAUCCAGAAGAGCCUCUACAGGCGGCCGCGGCGGCCGGCGGGCCCCGCCGAGGAGGACACCAGCCUCUAUAACUCCAAGAAGAGCUCCGUGGUGCCGCCGGUCUGCCCGGCCAGCGACGCCUCUCCGCCGCUCCCCGCCGCCGCUCCGCCGCCGUCCCACGCUCCCGCCGCCGCUCCCCCUCCCGCGCCAGCGGGGCCGCUGGGCCGCCAGCACCGCGGAGAGCUCCGCGGCGCCCCUCCGCCCCGCCGCCGGCACAGCGCGGCCCAGCACCACGGACAGCAGCCGCCGCCCUCCUCCAGCAGCGAGGAGGCGCCGCGGGCCGCGGCGGGCGGAGUCCCCGGGGCGGCGGGGUCGGCGGCAGCAGCCCGGCGGGUGCCCCGCAAGCACAGCCGGGUCAGCGUCUGUCGCGACCUUGACGAGGAGCGCGGCGACUCCCCGGACAGCGGGCACUGCCCGGGCACCCGCAAGUCCAGCUUCCUCUCCCGCGUCCUCACCGGGAGCCGGGCGGGCAGCGACAGCGAGAGCGCCGCCUCCCGCGGCGGCUCCGGCCCCGGCUCCGGCUCCGGUUCCGGCUCGGAGGGGAAGCACCGAGAGGAGGGCAGCCCGCCCAGCAGCCCGCCGCCGGCCGCCGCCAUGGGACGCCGCGUGUCGAUGGCAAAGCAUGCUCCUAGAACUAUCAUCUAUCAUGAAAAAGUAAUGACAUUCUGAGAAGAACUAAACUAAGGGAUUGAGCACAAACCACCUUCAGCAGAGAGAUAAAAAGCAGAUAAUAUGUUGCUAUGUUCCCCUCUCCCGACACUAUAAUGCUAAAUUCAUAAUACAGUUCAAGAAAGCAAACACUUUAUUCCUCCAUUUUACGCCAAUCCCAACCCGUACUGUGCUCUGAUUGCUGGCGCUAACGGGUAGCUUGCUCCACAACUCAGGAUUUUUCUCACGUAGACCGAGUCGGAUCUGGUCAGUGUGUGCUGCCACUGCAGAAAUAGCCUUGUGUCUUUGGGAGAACAUUUUGGGAUGUACAACUUGUUGUGCAUGCUAGCAGUGUUCAUAUCAGAAACCAGCCCGAUCCAUAGACCUUCAAGGUAGCGGGAGACCCAAGGCACCUACAAGAAAGGGUUAGUUUGAUUUGAAAGUAAGCUGGAAGGCUUCGUGGCCUCUAUCUCCCCAGGCUUCAGCAGCAAAUGAAUAAAAGAUGGAAGAAAGACUCAAGGAAUCUGCAGGGACAGAGAAUUUAAGAGAGAUAAAAAAACCAGCUGAAGAAUACGCUGCUGCCCGUCUGCCUGUGCCAAUGCAGUCCUCAAGCUCUGACAGAGACUUUCUGUGCUAACGUAGCCUCCUCGUAGCUAAUACUUUCGGCUUCAAAAUUGAAACUAAGUAAAACUGGGCAAUUUAUUUCAAGUGCAAAACAUCUGUGCUUUUCUUCAGCUCGCUGUUCAAGAUCAUCUGCGAGGUGUCACCUCAGGGUCAUGAAAAGCUUAUUCCUUUCACUGUGUCAUUAGUUCAUACAGAGGAACUGAAAGACAAGCGAAGCCAAAAAGAGCUCAUUUUCAGUUUGCUGGGACAGACUAGCUCUGGAGGGUUGGAUUUCUGGGUUUUAUGCAGCCCAAGAAAGCAGUCCUUCCACUUUUGUAUCCCCAAAAUAAAGCACCUUCUUCUGACUGUCCCUGACCCUGUUUCUGGCCACACGCUUUUAGCUGCUUUUAUUUGUGAAGCUUAUCAUAACUCGCAUUUGCUAUCACCUCAACGGCAAGCGAUGCUUGGACCAAGCUCAUUUGCUAUGUCGGUUUUUCCCUAAGCAUAAAAAUC